Messenger RNA from Cuscuta epithymum, 930 nucleotides. The record is from the annotation of a GenBank genome assembly. NCBI's taxonomy places the organism in Eukaryota, Viridiplantae, Streptophyta, Magnoliopsida, Solanales, Convolvulaceae.
UGCAUAAUUCCCUUACUAUUUUGAAUGAUGCUAUUUUUUUUGGAGGAUUUGUGAGAAUCAUUGAGAGGGGAUAUGAUUCUCUAUUUAUUCCAGAAGGACAAAAUAGACAGGGAAUUAAUCUUUUUCUUUCUGGGAUCACCAAAGCAGUUACUUUGAUGAACUCAAUUGCUUCCAAAAAAUUAGCAAUUGAGCAAGUUUCAGUUGAGGCUGUUACGGAUAUGAGGAUUUCUAAAAUGAAUUUGGAUUUUUACCCUUUGAUGGGGAUUAUCCUCAUUCCUUUGAAACUGAGCUCUCCAUUUCGGGUACAUUAUUUCAAGCUGAUAUUGAGCAUUUUGAAGAUCAUUGUUUGGAUUUGGUUGUCGACAACUUUGAGCAAAUCUCUGACGAAUUUGCUAAACUCAAGGAUUUCUUUCAUGUCACUUUGACAAAUGGGGUGGAUUCACUUUCCCAUUAUCUCAUUUAUGAAUUUUAGAGGCUUCUUACCUCAACUCUGAGUACUUUGACAUUGGGACCUAGUAAUGAUGAGAUAUCUUCUAAAAUAGAGAGUGAUUCAGAGCAAAAACAAAAUUCAGGUGAUGGUUCAAGAAGUAGACAUGCUCAACCAGAAUCGGUUUUUUCAGGUGCACCGGAAAACCAAAGGAUUCCGAAGCUGCUACCACCACUAGCACCCUACCGGUUCUUGGUGCCGUGCCCCACACAGCAGAGUUGUUGCGGAACAAUAUGCCGAACUCCACACAAGAAUUGAAUGGUAGUAAUGGAAAGGACCUAUUUUGAGGAGUGAGAUGGAGGCCGCGAGAAUUGAAAAUGGGUGAUCGAAGGUCCGAAGUCCACGACCCAAACAAAGCAAUUGCGGUGUGGCUCAAUACAUUUGAGACGGUCGAGGAAGCUGCCAUAACUUACGAUAAAGCUGCCAUUGAAUACAAAGGAAAC